AUGCAACCACCAGGAAGUUACGUGCAUGUGAAAGUGGAGCAUGAGCUUUUCACUGUUGAGAAGAACAUGCUGAUUGAAAGCAGCGACUACUUCAGGGCUCUCUUUGAGUCCGGCAUGCGGGAGUGCACACAGGAGGAGAUCCAGCUACAAGGGUUACCAGCCCGUGGCUUUGAUGUCAUGCUGAAGGUCCUGAAAGAGGAUCAACCUAUCCUGGACAAUGAGGAAAUCCUUGAUGCCAUUGAGUGUGCAGCCUUUCUACUAGUGAAGCCUCUGACAAAGCAUCUUAUUCAUAUCAUCAGUUCAAACAACUGCAUUCUAAUGCUCCAGGCUGCAUCCACAUAUGGGGUGUUUGACUUGGUUCAUGCUUCAGCUCAGUUUAUUAGGGAUGUUUAUGUUAACAUAAGGGAAGAUUUGAGCUUUUUGCCUGAAGAUCAGUUAGAUUAUAUUGAAUCCAUCUCUCCCAGUACAUUUGUGGCCAUGGCCACUCACUCCCCUUCUGUCGGCUACUUGGAUGAUAUUUCUAGAACCAUUUGUUAUUUGGAUGAGGCAGAAAAUCAUUGGACAACCUUGACUUCUUUACCAGACAAAGCCAGCACUUCUCUCGCAGGCAUUACUGUGCUGGACAACAAUAUCUAUAUAGUCGGAGGGGUUGAUGGACUGAGCAAGCAGAUAGUAAAGUCUAGCUUUUGUUACAAUACUGAAAGAAAUAGCUGGAGUGAAUUUUCAAGUCUUCAGCACCUUCGUUACAACCUAACAUUGACAGGACAAGAUGGUUGUCUCCUUGCCAUGGGAGGAAUGUGCAAGAAUACAGUUCUUGCAACUGUGGAAAAGUUCCACGUGGCAUCCAACACAUGGUCCUUCGCUGCACAUCUGCCUAGGCCUGGAGCGGGCAUAGCAUGUGCACGCACAAUGGGCAGGAUCUUCGUAUGCCUUUGGUUACCAUUGGACACCACCGAUGUCUAUGAGUACAGGACCCAUAAAGAUGAAUGGCUGCUUGUAACCACUCUAAAACGCCAACAAAGCUAUGGUCAUUGUAUGGUUGCACAUCAGGACAAUCUGUAUGUCAUGAGAAAUGGACCAGCAGAUGACUUCUUGAGGUGUAUGAUUGAUUGCUUCAACCUCACUAAGCAACAAUGGACUGCUUUGGCUGGUCAGUAUGUGAACAGCAAAGGGGCACUUUUUACAGCAGCCAUCAGAGGGGAUACAGUUUUUACAGUCAACAGAAUGUUAACUUUGAUUUAUAAUAUACAGGAAGAUAAAUGGAAGCCAGCAAAGGAAGAAGCUGGAUUUCCUCGAAGUGGAUCUAUGCACACCUUCUUACUUAGGCUGCCAAAGAACAGACUGACCACUCUACACCAAAACUAAGGUUGGGAAUUGAUUUAUAAUGCUCCCCAUGUACCUUUAAUUCUAGAAACUGAUACACAGAUAAGGUAGGAGUGGGGAAAGGGCACUCUGCUAAAAAAAAAA
Carcharodon carcharias (great white shark) is the source of this 1467-nucleotide messenger RNA. It is a transcript of the gene kbtbd13, whose product is annotated as kelch repeat and BTB (POZ) domain containing 13. The transcript has a single exon. Gene Ontology annotation, molecular function: protein binding. The record is from RefSeq and is a predicted model, not a curated record. Bases 1 to 1365 code for a protein of 454 amino acids. NCBI's taxonomy places the organism in Eukaryota, Metazoa, Chordata, Chondrichthyes, Lamniformes, Lamnidae.